AGCGCGUAUAAGUGUCUUGAUUAUUCGAUUAGUUGAUUCCCUGUGACGAGUUUUUAUUAUUAUUGUUUUUUGAGAAUUGCAUUUUAAAUUAAUCAAAGUGGCUUAAACUAAUAAUGUACUUAUAUUGUUCAUGGCAAAAGAACCACAUGAAGAAAAAUCAUAAUGGCCAAAGCUUUGGAGGACACUUUGCUGGAGCAAGAGCUGACAUGCCCCGUGUGCCUAGAGAUUUAUCAAGAGCCGCACCUGUUGCCAUGUGGUCACAACUUCUGCCUGAAAUGUCUACAGAGGCUUGAGAGCAAUGCAAAUCGUGGCCGUCUGCGUUGCCCUGAAUGCCGUGAAAGCCACCGCUGUGCAACGCGGUGGCAGAAAAACUUUAAGCUUGCCAGCAUCUCUGCUGGCUUUCAGCAACGCAGCUUCGCCAGUCAGCCGAGCCCGAGCAGACCAGGACCAUCAUACAGACCGACUGAUGUACACUGUGAUUAUUGUGUUCCAGAAAUCACUGGUGACACAGUCAAGAGAUCAGCCACAGCGGUGAAGUCAUGUCUGAAGUGUGAGGUAUCCAUGUGUCCAAAGCAUGUGCAGCACCACCUUGAACUCCCUGCCUUUCAAAACCAUCCACUGGUUGAGCCAUUAAGCGACAUGAGGAAGAGAAAGUGCACAGAUCAUGACAAGAUGUUUCGAUAUUACUGUAUGGAAGAGUGCAAGUUCCUCUGCAGUGUUUGCACCCUUGAGGGAGGGCCCAGUGGGCAUGCUAUUAAAACACUCAAGAAUACUAUGCAUGAUCUGCAGACCUCUCUGCGCAAACAACUGCAGAAGGUUAACAGAAAGAUCAGAAAAGUAGAGAAAAAUAUGCAGGAGCAAAAUGAGCUGCAACAGCAAAACAAGGCCUUCCUGGAGGGUGUUGACAAGCAAGUGGACACCUUUCGAGGGGUUUUGAUGUCCAAGAUGGAUGAAUUACUAACAUCACUGACUGAGUGUUUGCGUGCCUACGGGGAGAACAGCCUUAGCAUCCAGCAGCACUUAGUGCAAAUUGAAGAGGACCGUAGUCGCCUGGAAGUUCUCCGCACAGGCAUCGAGCACCUGCUACAGAAAAACGAUCCGUUCCAGUUCAUUAAGGAAUACAUGGCAUGUGCCGAAAGUUACCGCGGGCUUCUAAAAAAGCCACUGUCUAAGCCAUGUUUAAGCCGUUCUUUGAGAAUGGAUCGGGAGGUCAUCGGGAAUCGUCUUGAAGACAAAAUGGAGAAUUUUAUGACUUAUCUACGGGAACACGUCACCACAUUCCUUAUCACUGUCUGUAGCAGUGAUGAAGAAUAUGAAGAAAUGGAGGAAGAUGAGCUGGAGGAGGAGGAUGAGGAUGAGGAAGAGGAGGACGAGGAUGAGGAAGAGGAGGAAGAAGAUGACAGUGAUGAAAUCGACAGCAUUACUGAAGAAGAUGAGAUGAAUGAAGAUUAGAAGUGAAAACAUGGCCAGUCUACUGUUGCACUUGAGAAUUUAAAAGUGAUUGCUUUCAUAUCGGGUUUAGUUCAAUUUUAAUAGCCAAAAAUUCAAAAGUUCAAAAUUUCUAUCCCUGGCUGGUCGCUAGGGUAUUGUGAUUUUCGCUAACCCAGAUGACCUAAUACUAUUAUUUUUUUUUUUAUUUAAACCUGGAAUCUAAUGGGACAUCUGUGCUUUAUGGAAAUAAU
This is a messenger RNA of Clarias gariepinus (North African catfish), 1682 nucleotides long. RefSeq lists its product as uncharacterized. NCBI's taxonomy places the organism in Eukaryota, Metazoa, Chordata, Actinopteri, Siluriformes, Clariidae. The coding region runs from base 163 to 1452 and encodes 429 amino acids. The record is from RefSeq and is a predicted model, not a curated record. The transcript is spliced from 7 exons. Gene Ontology annotation, molecular function: zinc ion binding.